Molecule: messenger RNA, 4749 nt
Organism: Hemibagrus wyckioides
Lineage: Eukaryota; Metazoa; Chordata; Actinopteri; Siluriformes; Bagridae
Gene: herc4
Product: HECT and RLD domain containing E3 ubiquitin protein ligase 4
Exons: 25
Coding region: 219-3491 (1090 amino acids)
Biological process (GO): ubiquitin-dependent protein catabolic process; protein ubiquitination
Cellular component (GO): cytoplasm
Molecular function (GO): ubiquitin protein ligase activity
Source: RefSeq, a predicted model, not a curated record
CUUACCACUUACCACGUUGAGUCGAACACAAACGCAAACAAACCGUGUCGUCAUAUCCGUAGUAUCUCCAGAACGUUACAGAAAUACUUUCGCGAGCUUUCCACUUAAGAAUUUGAUGAUGUCAUCACCUACGUCAUGGACUACGGUGUUUUAAGGAUUUGUUGACAGGACAAACCCUUCUCAAGCCCAUCAUCAUUAUAAUCUUUAUGAGUUUAUAGAUGUGUGGAAAAACAGCUGAGCUGUCACUGACUAACAGCAGGAAGAUUGCAUUGUUUACCAAACUUGUUCUUUCGCUUUUUGAACAGCUCUUUGAAGCUGAAGACAUUGCCAUAACCAUGCUGUGCUGGGGAAAUGCCUCCUAUGGCCAGCUUGGAUUGGGUGGAAUCGAUGAAGAAAUCAUAGUAGAGCCCCGGAAAUGUGACUUCUUUAAUGGGAAGGUGGUGCGAGAUGUAGGCUGUGGGAGAAGAUACACUGUUUUUCUGCUUGAGGAUGGAACUGUGUAUACCUGUGGCUGCAAUGACCUGGGACAGCUGGGGCAUGAUAAGGCACGCAAAAAACCAGAGCAGGUAAUGGCACUUGAUGCUCAGAACAUUGUAGCGGUAUCUUGUGGUGAGGCUCACACUCUUGCUCUAAGCGACAAAGGACAAGUGUUUGCAUGGGGACAGGCUUCUGAUGGACAACUUGGCCUUGCCAACAUCGAAGAAUGUAUGAGAGUGCCCAGAACAAUCAAGAGUUUGUCAGAUGUCCAUGUUAUCCAGGUCUCCUGUGGUUAUAGGCAUUCCCUUGCACUUUCUAGGAGGGGACAUAUUUUUUCCUGGGGGCAAAAUAGGUAUGGUCAGUUAGGACUAGGGAAAGAAGGACCUUGUGUCUUGACCCCACAGGUCAUCCAGUCUUUACAGGGCAUCCCAUUUGCCCAGAUCUCCGCAGGAGGUGCCCACAGCUUUGCACUCACAAUGUCUGGUGCUGUCUUUGGUUGGGGGCAAAACAAGUUUGGCCAGCUGGGCUUAAAUGACAACAAUGAUCGAUGUUUUCCAACCUUGCUGAAGACACUCAGGUCACAAGGGGUUGUUUAUAUAUGCUGUGGAGAGAAUCACACUGCUGCAUUAACAAAGGAGGGAGGUGUGUUCACAUUUGGAGCAGGUGGAUAUGGCCAGCUGGGACACAACAGCAUAAACCACGAAAUUAACCCACGAAAAGUGUUUGAACUCAUGGGGAAUGUUGUUACACAAGUAGCUUGUGGUAGGCAGCAUACCUUAGCAUUCAUUCCAUCCUCUGGCAAGAUUGAUUCUUUUGGUCUUGGAGGGAAUGGACAACUUGGAACACGUCACACCUGCAACAGGAUAAGCCCUGCUCCUGUGAAAGGCCCAUGGAGAGUCCACAAUGACCCGACACCAAUAGAAUCUGAGUCUGAGAAGUUGUACACUGUGAAGAGGAUUUAUGCUGGUGGAGACCAGAGCUUUGCCCAUUUCCACUGUCUUCAGGAUGGCCCUCCCCCAGAUGAUCUGCGAAUAAGACAUAGUAAUCAGCAUGUCUUAACCUUGAAUGGUGACCUCAUACAGAAAUGGCUGAGCCACGGUCAUGGAAGACUCUUGCCAGAAAUUACAGUUGAGAUCAGUGGUGUAUUCUCCUCAGCAAGUUGUCUAAAUGGGAGUUUUCUUUCUACAAGUCAUCCAGAUCAUUAUCGCACUAGCAGUAAAUGUCCUGGGGUGGACAUAAACAUGGCUCGCCUCCUCUUUAACAGACUAAUCCAGCCUGAUUAUCCACAGAUCUCACAACAAAUUGCUGAUAGUUUGGGGAGGCAUUUGAUUCCCAACCUGUGCAGCUCUCCUCCAGACAUUGAGGCACUAAGACUCUACCUCAUACUUCCAGAGUGUCCACUGUUUAAAAACCCCAACACUUACAUCACACUCACCAUUCCCUUUGCCAAGGCAGUCAUCUACCUCAGCAGUGCUCCACUCAAAGUGCUUGGAAAUUGGUGGUCUUGCCUUGAUCCAGCAGUGUUUCAAGGACUGGUGGAAUUGUAUAAAGAGGUGAUUGUGUAUUUACUCCGGAUGCAGAAGAUAGGAAUUUCACCAUCUGAGCACAGGACAUUUACUUGCUUCCUAAGUACCUGUUUGAAAUUUCUGGAGAUUCUGCACUCUGUAAAUGAGCGAGCUGGUCAAAUUAUUCAGUAUGACAAGUUUUAUAUACAUGAACUGGAAGACCUUGUUGACAUCAGGAGUGAUUACGUUACAUGGAUCCAGCAUCAGAUGUUCUCCAUGGGCAUGGGCUCUCAGGUCAACCUGUGCAAAUACCCAUUUGUAUUUGAUGCUCAAGCAAAGACAAUGCUGCUUCAAACUGAUGCUGUUAUCCAGAUGCAGAUGGCUGUAGACCAAGCAGAAAGACAGAAUCUGAGCUCUUUAUUCCUGCCAGGUGGCAUGGUGGAGUCAGUAAACCCGUGCCUCAUUCUCAUGGUACGCAGAGAAAAUGUUGUUGAAGACACUAUGGAGGUUUUGCAGAAGUCCAAAAAUGUUGAUUACAAGAAGCCCUUAAAGGUGAUCUUUGUUGGAGAGGAAGCUGUGGAUGCUGGGGGUGUGAGGAAAGAAUUUUUCCUCCUUAUCAUGAAAGAACUGCUGGACCCGAAAUAUGGCAUGUUCAGGUAUUAUGAGGAGUCCAGACUCAUCUGGUUUUCGGACAAGACUUUAGAAGAUAUCGACUUGUUUCACCUCAUCGGGGUUAUUUGUGGUUUGGCCAUAUAUAAUCUGACUAUAGUGGAACUAAAUUUUCCUGUAGCCCUGUACAAAAAACUCUUGAAGAAAACUCCGACUUUGGAGGACCUGAAGGAGCUCAUGCCUGUUGUUGGCAGGAGUCUGCAAGAAUUAUUGGACUACACAGAAGAUGAUGUUGAGGAAACAUUCUGCUUGAACUUCACAAUUACUGUGGAAAAUUUUGGUGAAACUGAGGUUUUUGAGCUGGUACCUGAUGGAAUUAACAUCGCUGUAAACAAUCACAACAGACAAGACUUUGUAAAUGCCUACCUUGACUACAUUUUCAACUUAUCUGUGGCUCCUCUUUUCAAUGAAUUCUAUGCCGGAUUUCACAAAGUAUGUGGAGGGAAAGUUCUGGAGCUUUUUCAGCCGAAUGAACUACAGGCCAUGGUUAUAGGGAACACCAAUUAUGACUGGAAAGAACUAGAGAAGAAUACAAAGUACAAGGGAGAAUACUGGCCUGAACACCCCACUAUCAAAUUCUUCUGGAAUGUUUUCCAUGAGUUACCUCUGGAAAUGAAGAAGCAGUUCCUGUUGUUUCUCACAGGUAGUGAUCGAAUCCCCAUCCUGGGCAUGAAGAGUCUUGUCAUGGUCAUUCAGCCAACUGGAGGUGGAGAGAACUAUCUUCCAGUUGCCCACACGUGCUUCAAUCUUUUAGAUUUGCCCAAGUAUACAAGCCAAGAAAUACUCAAAGAAAAGCUUCUACAGGUCAUUGAACACAAUCAGGGCUUCAAUCUGGCUUGACAGUUUACAGAGACACAGUUUUGCAUUCAGUUUGUUUCUAGACUACAGAAUGUCUGAGACCACUGAUUAAAAUACUAUAAAAUGAGAGAUAAAUACUCAAGGGAGUUUAAUAUAGGACUAUAAUUUAAUUAGAUUGCACUAUUUACAGAAACACUAUUUAAAGUUUUCCUAUACACGCCAAUUAAAGUUUUGAUGACGCCUUGUACACAUUUGAUUCUUGUUCUGUUCUUUGGAGUAUUCUGCUUUUUUGCUUUGGUUCUUUGUGUUGGGUUUUUAAUAGUGCUACUGGAUUUUCAAUCUCUUCCGAUUGGCAGACUUAAUUUUUAAUGCAGUGCCAUAACAAAUAAAAUCUAUUGGGUUGGAGUUUUUGGAUCAAUUAUUUUAUCAUAAUAGUAGUGAAAACUGUCAGUGAAGGACAGAAUGGACCAACAAAAUACUAUCACACCUUACUGCUAUAGAAGUCAACAUAGAAUUGACAUGUUAAAAGCUACGCAGUUCCUCUGAUGAAUUUACAAUUAAUGAAUUUCCCCUUAUUAGAAUAUCAGUGAUUUAGGCGACUUUUAAUUUUAAAACCGCUGACAUCACAAUUUAAAGUGUUAAACUUAGUUUUUUGUUACUAAAGAUCAGUCACUGAACAAACAAUUAUCAACUGUACUGUCAAAAGUAUUAUUUAUAACCAAAAGCUACAAAAAGUCCCAUUUUGCCUGUUCAUAACUGUAUGGACAUGUCAGAUCACACACUUAAUGACAGUAGUUCUAAUAGUAUAAAACCAUUUAAGAAUAGCAAAGCGUAACUUUUGGCUCAUGUGGUGGUGCAGUGAGUAGUGUUGCUGCUUAUGAGCUUUAAAGUUAAAGUCCUCGUUAAAGACUUAAAGUCCUAGGUUCAAUCGUGUGCUGAUCUGUGUGGAGUUUCUGUACAUGUUCAUCCCAUGUCUAUGUAGGCUUCAUCUGGAUUCACCAGUUUUCAACCAGCUGUGGAUCUACCAUGACCCUGGACCAGUAUAAAGUGGUUACAUGGACAGAGGGAGGAAGCUCCACAAUGCUUUUAUGUUAACACGAGUUGUAAUUCAUUGCAUGGUGUGUUUUGUAAAUAUUUCCAGGGACACAGCCCAGAACUGUGUCAAAAUAAGGUUUCUGUGUACCCUGCUGUUAUUCCCCCCCUCUAACUUGAAAAGCUACACUGACCAGUAAAGCAUGACAUUGCAACAUGCAGAGACAGCACACAUAUCACAUCUGGUUUAAUAAAACAUAUUAAAAUA